Molecule: messenger RNA, 3522 nt
Organism: Neohortaea acidophila
Lineage: Eukaryota; Fungi; Ascomycota; Dothideomycetes; Mycosphaerellales; Teratosphaeriaceae
Product: putative alpha-mannosidase I
Exons: 1
Coding region: 59-3271 (1070 amino acids)
Biological process (GO): mannose metabolic process; oligosaccharide catabolic process
Cellular component (GO): fungal-type vacuole membrane
Molecular function (GO): carbohydrate binding; alpha-mannosidase activity
Source: RefSeq, a predicted model, not a curated record
GUUCCUGUUGCCUCCUACAGGUCCCCAUCUAUCUCAUAUCAAUUCCUCCAUUUCCAACAUGGGCGGCGAAAAGGACACAAAGAUGCCCUCGGCCUCGUCGGCUCAUUACCCCCAACUCGCCGUGCGGCCCGUAGGCAAGCAGAUCACCUCCAUCUACCAGGACCGCUUACGCCAAUUCGUCGACGGCGGCCAAUACAGCGGCGUCAACCUCGUCGCCCGCCUCGACGACGCCCGCGUCUCCGGCUCGCCCAAUGUCAAGCUACACGUCUGGUCCGCGCCGGGCCUCGAGCGGCCUACUUUCAAGGAAGCGACGAGCAAGGACAAUGAGUUCAAGAAGACAAGCAUUGGCGAGAGCUUCGGGCCGAGUUGGAGCACGCAUUGGUUCGAACUGCGAUUCACCGUGCCCAAGGGCUGGAAGAGUAAGCGGCAGGUUGAGCUUCAUUGGGACUCGCAGGGCGAGGCAAUGGUAUGGACGAAAGAUGGAAAGCCACUCCAGGGCUUAACGGGGCGCGGCGAGCGGACAGAGUGGAUCUUGAAAGACGAGUAUCGAGAGGUGGGGAAGGAGCAUACGAUCUACAUUGAGAUGGCGUGCAACAGCAUGUUUGGCAAUGCGCCUGGCGGCGAUACCAUCCAACCCCCCGACCCGAACAAGUACUACACGCUGGUGGAGUGCGACCUUGUGAGUGUCAAUGUUGAUGCUAGAGCCCUGUAUUACGACUUCUGGAUCAUCGGAGACGCUGCGCGAGAGUUUCCCGACGACAGCUGGGAGCAACACAAAGCGCUGCAGAUAUGCAAUGAAAUCAUGGACUGCUUCAUUGCCGGCGAAGGCUCCAACGACUGCAUCCGGGAGUGCCGAAAGAUCGCGCAGCGCUAUCUCGGCGACAAAAUCGACAGCGCCGAAGUGUACGCGAACAAGCAGCCGGUGCUCGUCGACGGCAUCGGCAAUUGUCACAUUGACAGCUGCUGGCUCUGGCCUUGGGCGGAGACGAAACGCAAGGUCGCUCGGUCCUGGUCCACUCAAUGUGACAUGCUCGAUCGCUAUCCCGAAUACCGCUUCGUGGCGUCGCAAGCACAGCAGUUCCAAUGGCUCGAACAGCUAUACCCUUAUGCGUUCGAUCGGGUCAAGAGCCAUGUAAAGGAAGGCACCUUUCAGCCCAUUGGAGGCAGCUGGGUAGAGCACGACACCAACAUGCCUUCGGGAGAGUCACUUGUGCGCCAGUUCUUGUACGGCCAACGGUACUUUGAAUCGCGCUUCGGUCAGCGUUGUCGCACUUUUUGGCUGCCCGAUACCUUUGGAUACUCGCCUCAGAUUCCCCAGAUCUGUCGACUGGCUGGCAUGAACCGCUUCUUGACCAACAAGCUGAGCUGGAACAACAUCAACAACUUCCCACAUACCACCUUCAACUGGGUGAGUUUGGACGGAAGUCAAGUCAUUUGUCAUAUGCCGCCUUCGGAAACGUACACUGCCCAGGCGCACUUUGGCGAUGUGAAGCGGAGCGAGUCCCAGCACAAGAGUAUGGAUCAGGAUGCCACCUCUCUGUUGGUCUAUGGCAAGGGAGACGGAGGCGGAGGACCGACGUUUGAGAUGUUGGAGAAGCUCAGGCGUUGUCGUGGAGUCAGCGACACGGUAGGCAGACUGCCAAGAGUGCACCUGGGCAACAGCGUCGAGGACUUUUUCGAUCGCUUGGAGAAGAAGGAAGCCACGGGCGAGACGGAGCUGGUCACCUGGUACGGCGAGCUCUACUUUGAGUUCCACCGGGGGACGUACACCACGCAGGCCGACAACAAGAAGAAUAACCGCAAGUCGGAAGUUUUGUUGCACGACCUGGAGUACCUUGCGACGUUGGUCACGCUCAAGGGCGUCAAGGGAUAUAAGUAUCCGAAGAAACAGAUUGACAAGAUGUGGGAGGGGGUGUUGCUCUGUCAAUUCCACGACUGUCUGCCUGGCUCGUCGAUUGAGAUGUGCUACGACGACUCGGCGGAGAUAUAUGCCGACAUUUUCGAAACGGGAGGACACUUGAUCAAGGAGGCCUUGAAGGCUCUUGGGUAUGGCGAUAAAGGAGAACCGUCAACGUUGAACACACUGAGCUGGGAGAGAUCAUCUCCUGCGACUUUGGAGGCUGCGUCGAAACCACAUGCGACUGUGCGACAGAUCAGCGACUCCGAGUUUACCUUGGAAAACGACGCUUUCCAGAUCUCGGUUGAGGAUGGCGCCAUUACUUCUUUGUACGACAAACGCGCCCACCGAGAAGUCGUUCCGAAGGGCAGCAGAGCCAAUCAGCUCGUCCUUUUCGAUGACAAACCUUUAUACUGGCAGGCAUGGGAUGUUGAAGUCUACCACUUGAGAUCCCGAAAAGAGCUCAAAGCCAGCAGCACAACCAUCACCGACCACGGCCCCGACAAAGUCUCAGUGACCAGCUUGACAGAAAUCUCGGACAAAUCCUGGGUCAAGACUACCUUGUCCCUCUCCGCUUCCUCCUCCGGCAGCCCCAUCAUCGAGACCACCGCCGAAGUCGAAUGGCACGAGACAAUGAAGUUCCUCAAAGUCGAAUUCCCCGUCGCCAUCACCAACACGGAAGCCUCCUACGAAACGCAGUUUGGCAUCGUCAAGCGGCCCACCCACUACAACACCAGCUGGGACAUGGCGAAGUUCGAGGUGUGCUGCCACAAGUGGGCCGACCUGUCGGAGCACGGGUACGGCGUGAGCGUGCUCAACGACAGCAAAUACGGCUUCGCGACGGCGGGGCAUGUAAUGCGGUUGAGUCUGCUGCGUGCCCCCAAGGCGCCCGACGCGCACGCGGAUAUGAAGACGCAUCAUAUCCGCUGGGCCAUUCUGCCGCACGACGGCGCGCUGGACGAACGCACUGUGCGUGCGGGAUACGAAUUCAAUUACCCCCCGCUACACGUCAAGGCUCACCCGCAACCGCAAGAGCUCGCAUCCCUGCUCUCCGCUUUCAAAUUCACGCCCGACUCCUCACCUUCCCUCGUCGUCGACACCGUCAAACGCGGCGAAGACGACGAGGACGUGCACCCGGGAGACAGCAGCGGCGCGAUGCUAGCGAAGAGGGGACGCCACGUAAUUGUGCGCGUGUACGAGAGUUUGGGCGGCCGGGGGCGCGGGACGAUCAGGUUGGAUGGGGUCAAGGCGACGAAGGCGUGGAAGUGUAAUGUUUUGGAGGAUGAGUUGGAGGAGCUGGAGGUUGGGAAGGCGGGAUUGAGGGUGGAGUUGAGGGCUUUUGAGGUUGCGACAUACAAGUUGAGGGUUGGGUAAGGGUGUGCUGGGUGCUGGGUGGUAAUGGUAUGUUGUGCUAUCUUUUAGAGUGACCGUACGUUACUAGACUUCAUCGUGCACUUUUCAACGUGAUGUAUUUGGCAUGUUCCUUCGGGGGCAUCGACGGGGCUUUCGGUGUCCAGUUACAACAGAUAGCCUGAGUACCAUAUACAGCCAGGAUUCGCAUCCGAGCACGUAAACAACCGUUGCAAAAGGUUGCUAUUUCCGUCCCUUUCGGCAUCCCUUUCCAU